UGGAUGUCGGUCAGAAGUCUAUCACCUGCGAUGGAGAUAGUGAGGUCCCGAAAUGAUAGGGAAAUGUCGGAAAUGGUCCAGGUGUAUUUGAGUGCCAGAUGGAAGUUAGUGGUGAAGACUAGUGUAUACGAAGACUAGUGUAUGGGGUGAUUGCUGGUCAGCAUGGAUUCGGUGGGCUGAAGGGCCUGUUUUGGCGCUGCAUCUCUAAACGUGAUAGUUGAGGCGGGUACGAUAACAGCAUUUAAAAUGUACGUUCUAGAAACGGAACUGCAGACGAUGGUUUACAAAAAAGGACAAAGUGCUCGAGUAACUCAUCAGGUUAGGUCGCAUCUGUGGAAACAUCAUCUAUCCAUGAAGGGUUCCAACCUAAAACGUCACCUAUUCCUUGUCUCCAGAGAUGCUGCCUGACCCGCUGGGUACUCCAGCACUGUGUGUCCUUUAAAAGGCGCUUGGAUCGGAAAGGUUUAGAGGGAUAUGGGGCAAACCCGGGCAAAUGGGAUUAAUUUAGAUGGGGCAUUUUGGUCGGCAUGAACGGGUUGGGCUGAAGGGCCCGUUUCCGUACUGCAUGAUGAUGAAUUUAUACAUUAAAUCAAACAUUAUUGCAAAAUGUCAUGCAUAUUAGAUUCUUAAUUUGGUUAAAAUGUAAGAGAUCAGUGGUGUUUAAGUACUCAAUUAGUGUAGGCUUCCUAUCUACAGGUGCCUUGAAAAGGACACAUCUCGUCAUAAAGUUUAUCGAAAUAAAUAUUUGUGGUUCAAAAGUUGCAACCGGAUUGGCUUUCCUGAAAUUUGCAACCGAGCUGGAAUGUGUCGUCGUCUGAAGAGACGGUGUCUGAGAUUUAAUUGGCCCGAGUCCCCAUCUUCCUCGCCUUCGGUGUCUGUUCGGGGGAGUUUUGGACAAAGAGGAAAUGAUGUGGUAAUGAGGGCUUGUUAAUUACAGUCUGGGAGAACGAUCAGUGGGAGGGAGGGAGAGAAAUGGAGAGAUUGUCGCUUUAACAAGGCGGAGGGGAGAGUGGGAGAGAGUUUUUUUAAAAAAAGCAACGCAGUGAAAACCACAUCGUAGGCUUAGCUUGUCAGCUUCACAUUUCAUUUAGUCCAGAAGCAAUGCGGUGAUCGCGAUAAGAAAAAAAAAAACCCUCCCAAACUUGAAGCCCUGGAAUAGCAAUGCCGGCUGAAUUUGGGUGACGAGAGUGGAAUCGGCACUGCUGCAAGCGGGCGUCUUGUUGGUCUUUCCAAGGCCGGUUCAAUGGGUGAACAUUGCUUUGAGCAGUGGCGGAGAUCGGAGGAAGGUUUACAUUGACAUCCGCCUCGUUUCCCAGGAGGGAACUUGACUUCGCAAGAGUUCUACAAUGCUGACUGGUACGAUGAUUCUUCCUCUGAUGACGACGCUGGCUUUUCUAAGUGUUCGUUGUGAAGAUAAGGAAAAAAAGCUGAAGACCAAUCAUUUCAAAUGCGUGUGUGAAGGGAUGUUUUGUGGAGGAGAGAACCAGUGUGUUGGACAACAGUGCUUUGCAUCGCUCAGCAUAAAUGACGGACAUCCUGUUUAUCAGAAAGGUUGCUUUGAAGUGUAUGAACAGGGCAAGCUAACGUGCAAAACUCCACCAUCAGCAGAUCAAACAGUCGUGUGUUGCCGGGGCUAUUUGUGUAAUAUGAACAUCACAGCUCAACUGCCAUCAAAAGGAGCACCGGUGGGCUACAGUGCAAGAACCCUGGCUAUGGUUGUUGUUGCUCCAGUAAUUGUGCUAACCAUUGUCACCAUGGUGACAGUGGUCAUAUUGCGAAAGCUUCACCAGAAUCAGAUGCAAAGACUAAAUGCCCGAGAAGCUGAAUAUGGUGCCAUUGAUGGAUUGAUUGCCUCCAAUGUUGGUGACAGCACGCUAGCUGAUCAUCUCUUUUUCUCACAGGAUCUGCUGGAUCACUCCUGCACCUCAGGCAGCGGAUCGGGGCUUCCCUUCCUCAUACAGAGAACAGUAGCUCGACAGAUCACCCUGGUGGAAUGUGUGGGCAAAGGGCGCUUUGGAGAGGUUUGGCGUGGCCAAUGGCAAGGAGAAAAUGUUGCAGUCAAAAUAUUUUCUUCCAGAGAUGAAAAAUCCUGGUUUAGAGAGACCGAGAUCUACAACAGUGUACUCCUGAGAAAUGAGAACAUCUUAGGGUUUAUUGCUUCAGAUAUGACAUCCAGAAAUUCCAGCACACAGCUGUGGCUAAUUACCCACUACCAUGAGCUGGGCUCCCUCUAUGACCACUUGCAACACACCGCACUGGACACUGUGGGCUGUUUGCGGAUAUCGCUGUCCAUUGCCAGUGGUCUGACACAUCUGCACACGGAAAUAAUCGGGACGCAGGGCAAAGUUGCAAUUGCACAUCGAGACCUUAAAAGCAAAAACAUCCUUGUUAAGGAGAAUGGGCAAUGCUGCAUUGCAGACUUGGGUCUUGCGGUGAUGCAUUCCCAAUGCACUAACCAUUUAGAUGUAGGCAAUAAUCCUAGGGUAGGCACCAAACGAUAUAUGGCUCCUGAAGUUUUGGAUGAAUCCAUGCAGGUGAACCUCUUUGACUCCCACAGGAGAGUUGACAUCUGGGCCUUUGGUCUUGUCCUGUGGGAGGUUGCGAGGAGGACAGUGAGCAAUGGAAUUAUUGAAGAUUACAAGCCCCCGUUUUAUGAUCUUGUUCCCAAUGACCCUGGUUUUGAUGAUAUGAAAAAGGUGAUUUGUGUGGAUCAACAAAGACCAAAUAUUCCAAACAGAUGGUUUUCCGACCCAACGUUAACAUCCCUUGCGAAGGUGAUGAGAGAAUGCUGGUAUCAAAAUCCAUCGGCAAGACUCACUGCCCUGCGCAUUCGAAAAACUCUUUCCAAAAUCGACAACUCAUUCGAUAAGUUUAAAAUGGAUUGCUGAGUAUUGUUUUCCAAUGACUGCCCAACAGGCAUAUUACCACGUAAAGGGAUGCAGCGGACAAAAGAGAGAGAAUGUUUCAGUUUCUGGGUUGAAGCUUUUUAAGACUCUAAUCAGUGUGGUAAAAUAGAAACAGAAAAUGUCGGAAUAAUCGGCAUCGUAAAGCAUUUGAAGAUAAGAUGAAUAUUUUGGUCGCACGUAGUUGCCAGACCUAAUUUUUCUAACUAUGUGCAUUCUUAAGACAACCUUUUCCAAGAAAAAUGUUACUGAUGCAAUGUUAACAAGGUUAUAUAGCAUGUGAAACUAUGGAGAAACCAGCAUAUCACUAUAGCUACUUAAUGUGUAACCAUUAAGAGGAAGUUGAAGAUGCAUUACAAAUAAUUCUUGCAGAAAAAAACAUUCUAUGGUGCAUCGGAAGAGAAAUGUACUCGUAUAAAAUCAGAAUGGUUUCAUUCUUUGUGGCUUAAUAUUUAUAUUCUAUAUGUUAUACUUGUUUCCCUUCCAUCAUUAUUUUGCACUAGCAAUUUUUGCUUUCUUUAUGUAUACUAUACAUAAUAGAUUUGAAUGCCUAAAACAAUCCAACAAGCCAAAUAUUAUGAGUUUAACACCUAAUUGAUGGUAAUUAUGUAUUUUUACAGUCUUGAGAUAUAAUUAAUUGCUUUGACUAUUAGUACAUACAAUUUGCACUGAUAUUAACGCAACUAUUUUCUGGCCCAAAUAGAUCACACCAGUCUUUGCAAAUGUGUGUUAUUUAUUGCUCUGUCAAUACUAACUUGUUUUCCGAAAUUGUGAAAUGAUAUAGCAGUUUGAUUUUCUUGUAUAGGUAGAUUAUAAUAUGUAUUCCACAAUAUUUAUAUUUGAAAAUAUUCUGCCUGAAAUUUAGUUCAUAAACUACACCAACCUGUAUUUUGUGCUUUGUGCAUAUUGUAAAUGCUGUCACAGAAGCGAGAAUAAUUUAAGUGCACUAAACUUAAGUUUUUAUAGCAAUGAAAUAUCAUUUUUUGGAAGCUUUGUGGUACAAGGUGUUAUCUGUAAAAUCUACAUUGUACAUUUUACCAGAGUAUUAACUACUGUAUUUUGUUUUACCUAAAUUUUAUACUUACUUCAUGUGGUAUAACUAAUUAGAAGUUGGAGGAUACUCAUUAAUUUUUGCUCUGCAUAAUGUGAUUUACCACAAUUUUAUUACCACUCUUUCUGUCUGAAGAAGGUUCCUGAUCAGAAACGUCACCCAUCCUUUUUCUCCAGAGAUGCUGCCUGACCCACUUUGUGUCUUAUCUUCAGUACAAACCAGCAUCUGCAGUUCUUUCUGCACUUUUAUUUGUUUCCUUUAUAAAAGGUUUUUAGUUUAGAGAUGGAAACAGGCCCACUCAGUCAAUGCUGACCAUUGAUCAUCCUUUCACACUAGUUAUAUAAUCCCGCUUUCUCAUCCACACCCAACGCACUAGUUUAAGAAGCUUUUUUGUCAGGACAAGGAAUGGAGGAAUGUAGAUCACAUGCAGAUGGAGGAGAUUAGUUAAACUUGGCAUGAUGUUUGGCAUAGACAUUGUGGGCCAAAAGGUCUGGUCCUGUACUGUGCUAGGGUUCUUGGGAAGGGUAAUGACAUUUAUUGCAAAUAAAGGGUGUCAAGAUUUUCUCUUGUUGAACUUUGGUGCUGUUUAGUUUAGAGACACAGUGCAGAAACAAUCCUACUCACUGGGGACAAUUUACAAUCUUUUUACUGAAGCCAAUUAACCUUAAAAACCUGGAUGACUUUGGAGUGUGGGAGGAAACCGGAGCACCCGGAGAAAACCCAUGCAGACAUAGGGAAAGCGUACAAGCCCCCAUUUAUAUCAUAUUGUAUUUUGCUUGGGCAGCAUACAACCCAGGGGUAUGAAUAUUGAUUUAUCUAUCCUCAAGUAACCCGUGCAUUCCCCCUCUAUCCAUCCCUUCCCCACCCAUAUCACACCAGCUUUCAUACUCUCAUAUCUACAGCUCACGAUGGCCUGUUUCCAUCAUUUAGAAAACAGGAUAGUUUGGGCACAGGCUCUUCUGCCCACGAUGUCUGUGCUGAACAGUUUGCCAAAUUAAAUUGAAUACUUUGUCACA
Leucoraja erinaceus (little skate) is the source of this 4970-nucleotide messenger RNA. Its product is annotated as activin receptor type-1-like. The coding region runs from base 1347 to 2888 and encodes 513 amino acids. Gene Ontology annotation, cellular component: BMP receptor complex; plasma membrane. Gene Ontology annotation, molecular function: ATP binding; transforming growth factor beta receptor activity, type I; SMAD binding. The transcript has 10 exons. NCBI's taxonomy places the organism in Eukaryota, Metazoa, Chordata, Chondrichthyes, Rajiformes, Rajidae. The record is from RefSeq and is a predicted model, not a curated record. Gene Ontology annotation, biological process: transforming growth factor beta receptor signaling pathway; BMP signaling pathway; protein phosphorylation.